Molecule: messenger RNA, 432 nt
Organism: Magnolia sinica
Lineage: Eukaryota; Viridiplantae; Streptophyta; Magnoliopsida; Magnoliales; Magnoliaceae
Product: carotenoid 9,10(9',10')-cleavage dioxygenase-like
Exons: 3
Coding region: 36-281 (81 amino acids)
Molecular function (GO): oxidoreductase activity, acting on single donors with incorporation of molecular oxygen, incorporation of two atoms of oxygen
Source: RefSeq, a predicted model, not a curated record
GGACUCGAUACAACGUGCCCCUAAUAAACUCCCUUAUGCUUUACGUAGGAAUGCAGGAAAUGGUGAAGGAUGGGAAGCUAAUCUUCUCAUUUGAUGCAGCAAAGAAAGCUCGCUUUGGCGUACUCCCACGAUAUGCAAAAGAUGAGCUUCAAAUCAGAUGGUUUGAGCUCCCAAAUUGCUUUAUCUUCCAUAAUGGUGGGAAGCGCCUUGUUCCUGUGGGUCUAGGAGAUGAUGAUCAAUGCAUUGAGGGAGCUUCACAUGUCAUCUCCGCAAAGCUAUAAUUUAAAGUGUAGAUUAUUUUGUAAAUUUGAUUUUGCAAUGAAACAUCUUCAAGCACAUUAUUUUCUUAUGUUUUUAUUUGGAUUAAUCUCUAUUUUGAUGCAAUGUAAUAAACUUCUGUUAAUUUAUUUCCCUUGACCCUAAAUUUUGUGU